Messenger RNA from Prunus dulcis (almond), 2126 nucleotides. Its product is annotated as pre-mRNA-splicing factor SLU7-A-like. Gene Ontology annotation, cellular component: spliceosomal complex. The transcript is spliced from 7 exons. NCBI's taxonomy places the organism in Eukaryota, Viridiplantae, Streptophyta, Magnoliopsida, Rosales, Rosaceae. The coding region runs from base 168 to 1784 and encodes 538 amino acids. Gene Ontology annotation, molecular function: pre-mRNA 3'-splice site binding. Gene Ontology annotation, biological process: mRNA splicing, via spliceosome. The record is from RefSeq and is a predicted model, not a curated record.
UUUUCCAUUGGAAGGAACAUAACCGCCUCAGGAGUCGGCCCUGGUUUCAGAAAGAUAGAGAAGGCGGAGGAGGAGUCGUUCGUUCUAAAGCCAAGUCUCUGCUUGGGUUUCCCAAACCCUCGUCUGUUGGAUUCGUAGCCGACGUUUCAGCUUCGAGACGACCAAACAUGGCGACUGCUUCAGUGGCAUUCAAAUCUAGGGAAGACCAUCGCAAACAAAUCGAAUUGGAAGAAGCGCGUAAAGCUGGGCUUGCACCAGCUGAACUGGAUGAGGAUGGAAAGGAGAUUAAUCCUCAUAUACCCCAAUAUAUGUCAUCUGCACCUUGGUAUCUAAACUCUGAGAGGCCUAGCUUAAAACAUCAAAGGAAAUGGAAAUCAGAUCCUAAUUAUACAACAUCAUGGUAUGACAGAGGUGCAAAGAUACACCAGGCUGAUAAAUAUAGGAAGGGUGCAUGUGAGAACUGUGGUGCCAUGACACACGACUCAAAGUCAUGUAUGGAAAGACCCAGGAGAGUGGGAGCAAAGUUUACAAACAAACACAUCGCUCCUGAUGAAAAGAUAGAGACUUUUGAGCUUGACUAUGAUGGAAAACGGGACCGCUGGAAUGGAUAUGAUGCAUCAACCUAUGCCCGUGUCAUUGAGAGAUAUGAAUCAAGAGAUGAAGCUCGAAGGAAAUACGUAAAGACACAACAGCUCAAGAAAUUAGAGGAGAAAAAUAAUAACCCAAAUGGAGAGGACGGGGUUAGUGAGGAGGAUGAGGAUGAUAAUGAGGAUGAUUUGAGGGUGGAUGAAGCCAAGGUUGAUGAGAGCAAACAAAUGGACUUUGCAAAGGUUGAGAAGCGUGUGCGUACAACGGGUGGUGGGAGCACAGGAACUGUCAGGAAUUUGCGUAUUCGUGAGGAUACAGCAAAGUAUCUUUUAAACCUCGAUGUCGACUCUGCACACUAUGACCCAAAAACCCGGUCUAUGCGUGAGGACCCGCUUCCUGAUGCGGAUCCGAAUGAGAAGUUCUAUGGGGGUGAUAAUCGACAUAGAAAUAGUGGUCAAGCUAUGGAGUUCAAGCAGCUCAACAUCCAUGCUUGGGAAUCAUUUGAGAAGGGACAAGAUAUUCACAUGCAAGCAGCGCCGUCCCAAGCUGAGUUGCUUUAUAAGAAUUUUAAGGUGAUCAAGGAGAAUUUGAAGUCACAAACAAAGGACACCAUUCUGGAGAAGUAUGGCAAUGCAGCUAAUGAAGAAGAAUUUCCUAGGGAGCUUCUACUGGGACAGAGUGAACGAGAAGUUGAAUAUGAUCGUGCCGGGAGGAUCAUCAAGGGGCAAGAAACAACACUUCCCAGAAGCAAGUAUGAAGAAGAUGUAUAUGCCAACAACCACACCAGUGUAUGGGGUUCAUGGUGGAAGGAUCAUCAGUGGGGCUACAGGUGCUGUAAGCAGUUGACUCGCAAUAGCUAUUGCACUGGCGCUGCUGGAAUUGAGGCUGCUGAGGCUGCAGGUGAACUUAUGAAGGCUAACAUUGCUCGUAAAGAGGCCAUUGGAGAUAUGCCUCCACCAGUGGAGGAGAAAAGACUUGCUACUUGGGGAACUGAUAUACCAGACGAUUUGGUUUUAGAUGAGAAGUUACUUGCUGAUGCUCUUAAAAAGGAGGACGCAAGAAAGAGAGAAGUGAGAGAUGAAAGAAAGCGCAAAUACAAUGUAAAAUGGAAUGAUGAGGUUACUGCUGAGGAUAUGGAGGCUUAUAGGAUGAAGAAAGUUCAUCAUGAUGAUCCAAUGAAGGACUUUCUUAACUGAUGGAGCCCCUAUCUCAAAAUGCUUUCGAGGUUGUCAAUGCAACGUAAUGGCAGUGCUCUUAUACUGCAGUUCUGCAAGCUGAACUUCUUGAACUCAUGGUUCUGUUGUGGCAGAACAUGCAGAGCUGGAGCCUCCACCUUUGAUUUGCAAACCUCUUAGUCGUGAUUACUGUAAGCUUAAGUACUGAGGAACCUGUAGUUAUGUUGCCAUUACAUGAGCUACCCUGUGGUUGUUGAGCCAUUUGAAUUGUUGUUUACUUUGUUCUCAGUUGUCAUGUAAUGAGUUGUGUAAUGACAUUACUUUGAAUUUACCUAAUUAUGUUGCUGUUAUGGAUUUCGUGAA